CUGCAGCCGGUUUCAAUUGUGUACCACGCCACACACAAAAACCAAAGCUUUUAUUUGUUUUUUUCAAGUCUUGAUGAAAACGAGGACCCUGUAACUGGCCUUGAAAGAGUGGCGUCUUACUCCAGCAUCGAUGCUGAAGAAAGACGGCAACGAAGGUUACAGCAGGAACAGAGGUUGGCACAACGUGAAGAAGCCAGAAGGAAACAGGAAGAGGAAGUCGCUCUUUCAGCUCGUUAUGAGAGUCUCGACUAUGAGAUUGUUGAAAAUCAAUUGUACAGGUCGGAGGAAAAGGAUCCCAACCAUCAGCAGAUACUCUUUCGGCAGUCGGUCAAUCGUUGGGCUGUGUGUUUCUUCAUUGGCGUCGUUACUGGCGCAGUUGCAGCUUUUAUCGAUAUUUUGAUUUAUUAUAGUGGCCGAGUGAAGUUUCAUUACAUCAUUAGUAACUAUUUAGUGCUAAAACUGUGUGAAAAACAGCUUGACAACGGUGGUGGUUGUGUUUGGAUGGUUGAGCUAGCAUGGAUCAGCUACAACUGUUUUCUCGUUUCAAUUUCGGCCUGUUUAGUUCUUUUCGUUGCUCCAGUUGCUGCUGCGUCAGGAAUUCCACAAGUGAAGUGCUUUUUAAACGGUGUCCAAAUUCCCGGCGUCGUUCGGCUGAAAACUUUAAUAGUCAAAGCGAUAGGUGUAGCUUGUUCAGUGGGAGGAGGACUUAGCGCUGGAAAGGAAGGUCCUAUGAUACAUUCUGGUGCUGUAGUCGCUGCAGGUAUAUCUCAAGGACGUUGCAUUUCCUUGCCACUAGAUUUCCACGUGUUUGAGCAGUUUCGCAAUGAUAGAGAGAAACGUGACUUUGUAAGUGCCGGAGCCGCCGCUGGAGUUGCUGCUGCGUUUGGCGCCCCAAUAGGAGGAGUCCUGUUUAGCUUGGAAGAAGGUGCAAGUUUUUGGAAUCAGAACUUAACAUGGCGCAUGUUUUUUGCGGCGAUGAUUUCGUCGUUUACUGUUAAUCUUAUCCUAAGUGUAUUUUACGGUGUCAGUGGCUUUUUGUCGUGGACGGGUCUUGCGAACUUUGGUGUUUUUGAGAAUAUUGAAUACAACAUUUGGGAAAUCCCGAUUUUUCUCUUUAUUGGCGUAAUGGGUGGGCUCCUGGGAUCGUUCUUCAACUUGUUAAGCGUGCGUUUGAUGAAAUUUAGGCAGAAGUAUGUCACCACUCCUCGACAGAGGCUGUUCGAAUGUCUCUUGGUUGCUGCAGUAUCUGCUUUCACCGGUUUUUUGACCCUUUUUGUAGUUGAUGACUGUCGGGCAAUUGGUGUUAAUCCAGAACUGACAGAACUUAACAAGUUGUGGUGCCGGAAGGGAGAGUAUAGUGCAGUUGCUAACUUGUUCUUUCAAAGUCCUGAGGAGAGCGUGAAAAGUUUGUUCCAUAGUCCAAUUAAUUCUUUCAGAGCGUCUACAUUAUUUAUUUUCGCUAUUGAAUAUUUCAUUCUGACUCUCUGGACGUAUGGCUUGUCGGUUCCCAGUGGUAUAUUUAUUCCCUCAAUUCUCACUGGUGCAGCAUGGGGACGUCUUGUAGGUAUAGGGGUUGAGUCUCUGUUCCCAAAUGUGACAGGAGUUGAUCCUGGGAAAUAUGCGUUGGCUGGUGCAGCUGCUCAGCUCGGUGGCAUUGUGAGAAUGACUUUAAGUUUGACAGCAAUCAUUAUGGAAGCAACGAAAGAUAUCACUUUUGGAUUACCUCUCAUGCUUGUUUUAAUGAUUUCAAAAUGGGUAGGAGAUAUUUUUAAUAAAGGUCUUUACGAUUCUCAGAUCGAAUUAGCUGAAGUGCCGUUCCUGGGAUGGAACCCUCCGAAACUAUCGCGAAACAUUCUCGCAGAGCAGGUGAUGCGCAAAGACGUUGUAGCUAUGGAACCGCUUGAACGUGUCAGUAGAAUUCUCGAAAUUCUCCGAACAACCCAACACCAUGGUUUCCCAGUCGUUGAUCAGAUUAAUCCGUCAAAGGGCAAUAACCACCUUCCUGAUUACGGGCACAUUAAAGGGCUCAUUCUGCGGUCGCAAUUAAUUACUUUGCUUCAAAACAGAAAUCAAACUGAUGAAAUUAGAUACGACCGCUGGCUAGAGAAGGUACGGAUAGCAACAGAUGAAGAAAACUGUUGGGUAGAUCUUAGAAGAUAUUUACAUCCCCACCCCCACAGAGUACCGUUAAACACCUCGCUCCAAUCAAUCUUUACGUUGUUCCGGGGCCUCGGACUACGAUACUUAAUUGUUACAGAUGACGAGAACAAUGUUCGAGGAGUGAUUACACGGAAGGAUAUAGCACGCUUCAAAGAACAGCGGAAAAUCAAGCGUUAUUCGAUUCGCGAGCUUUUCGUGUCCGAUUUCAAUGGAUGA
Enterobius vermicularis (human pinworm) is the source of this 2376-nucleotide messenger RNA. The record is from the annotation of a GenBank genome assembly. NCBI's taxonomy places the organism in Eukaryota, Metazoa, Nematoda, Chromadorea, Rhabditida, Oxyuridae.